UUUGGCGGUCAUUGACCAGUCCGUGCCUCGCGGUCACGUGGAACUCACAACCCAUAUUCCAACUGAUGUAUUCAUAUCAAUUGGAAUAUGGGUAUCGUGACUUGUCCAGAGUGUACACCGCCUUCCGCCCAUGUGCAGCGGAGAUAGGCGCCAGCACCCCCCGCGACCUCGAAAGGGACAAGCGGACGGUUCUUCACUCAAGCAGCCGCUUGUGUCGGAUGAGUACUUUUACAGCCAGCUGAUGGCGUCCACUUUCAACUGAAAAUAGUCCAACAGCUGCUUGCGAUGGAGCUGAAGGAGUGACAGGCUUAACGCUACAGGAUACAAUUUUAAAACUUUUUUUUUUCAAAGUUUUCUUGAUCAAACAUUUCUUUUGAUCGAGUGGAACCAUGGGGGCCACAGGCUACGGCUACUACCGGGGGACAAUCUUCUGUUGCAUGUUCAUUGGCUACAUGCUCUAUUUCUUCAACAGGAAGACAUUCUCCUUUGUCAUGCCUGCCGUGAUGGAUGAAAUUAGCCUUGACAAAGAUGACUUGGGUCUGAUCACCAGCAGUCAGACCAUGGCAUACGCCAUCAGUAAAUUCAUCAGCGGUGUGUUGUCGGACCAGAUUAGUGCCCGCUGGCUUUUCUCCAUUGGCCUCUUUGUGGUGGGAGCCAUCAACGUGGUUUUCUCCUGGUCUUCUACUGUGAAUAUGUUCGCUGUGCUCUGGUUCGUUAACGGGCUGGGACAAGGCUGCGGCUGGCCGCCAUGUGGGAAGGUCCUACGUAAGUGGUUUGAGCCGUCUCAGUUCGGAACAUGGUGGUCUGUGCUGUCCUGCAGCAUGAACAUGGCGGGAAGUCUAGGUCCGAUAUUGGUCACCGUACUCCUCCACUACUAUGACUGGAGGACCAUCCUAACAAUGUCAGGCAUCUUCUGUGCUGCCUUCUCGCUUGUGACCCUGUUGUUGGUGAAGAAUGAACCAAAGGAUGUGGGCCUUCCCAGUCUUGUGGUAGCGGCCAAGAAGGGAGCAAAGCGAGGCAUCAGUGAAAGCACCCUGAGUGAGUUCCUUCUCUCGCCGUUUCUUUGGGUGCUGUCUCUGGGCUACCUGGUGGUGUUUGGGGUGAAGACAGCUGCAACUGACUGGGGACAGCUGUUCCUCAUGCAGGAGAAAGGCCAGACCGCUCUAAUGGGCAGUACGUACAUGAGUGCGUUGGAGGUGGGAGGAUUCCUUGGCAGCCUUGCUUCAGGCUUUAUCUCUGACAGAGCUGUUGCGCGACGUGGCCUGGGCACACAUGGCAACCCUCGCCAUGGCUUGCUGAUUGUAAUGAUGGCUGGUAUGUACAUCUCAAUGUACCUCUUCCGGGUCACCAUCACGCCUGAAAUCCCAAAGGAGGCUCCUCUUUGGGUCCAAGUCCUCCAUCCGUUGUCUGUGCUACUCGGUGUCUCUGAAAGAGAGAUCUGGAUUCUCUCUCUCGGUGCCAUGUUUGGAUUUUCCUCUUACGGACCAAUCGCUCUGUUCGGUGUGAUUGCAAGCGAAUGUGCGCCUCCCAACUUUUGCGGAACAUCCCAUGCUAUUGUAGCUCUGAUGGCUAACGUGGGGGCUUUUGUUGCCGGCCUUCCCUUCAGCACUGUAGCCAAACAACACAGCUGGGACAUGGCGUUCUGGGUCGCCGAGGUCUUAAUGGCUGCCACAACCGUUUUGUUCUUCCUGGUUCGAAACAUGCGCACCAAAAUGGGAAGAAGAGAGAAAACGGAAUAAAGUACACUCUUAAUGUUGUUACUCACGGUCACGGUGCUGCGUACAUCAUAAAGCACAUAAACGCCACAUAAAAUCUCCUAGUGCACAUUGAACUCAGGGUUGAUUUAAUUGCGUAGAAUGUGAAACCUAGAAUUUGACCCCCUGUUGAUUUUGUAAGUCCCCCCCCAUACAAUAAUAUUUAUUUACAUACAGAAAAUACAAAUACAUAUAUAAUUGAUGAUGAUUACAAUGGCUAAAUGAAAAUGUAACAUGGCAGACGUUACUUUCUUUAUUGAAUUUACAGUACUAGUGUUUGUCACCUUCUUUACCAAAAUGUUGACAAGGUGGCUUGCAUUGUAGUACUAAGACCCAAUCACUGAAGUGUUGGAUUUUUUGUUUAGACGCAUGAUUGGUGGAAUGAUAGGCCUUAAAAUACAGUGUUUUAGAAUACAAUUUAUGAAAAUUGAGUGCAGGAAAAAUUGUUGCUUCAAAACCCAAGACCCACUUCUAUGAAGGUUAAUGUGUGUCUUAAGUACCAAAGCUUCUUUUUACACUGAAUUUUUUCGCGUUUUAAUUUAGGGAACUGAAUAUCAAAACACUGCAUUUUAACAACUGAAUGUUUAAACACAUGCAUUUGCUUACAAUUUUUUAUUCUGUAAAGUUGUCAGCAUAAUUUAAUGUUAAUUUAUGGAGGUUCAUUUGUGUCUUUAUUACAAAACCUUUUUCUGACACUGAAUUUAUAAAACAAAAUGUUUUGCAUUUGAAUUUUGUGAACUGAUUUUUUUUUUUUUUUUUUUUUACAUCAAAUGAUGCUGACAAUUUCACUGAAGAAAAAUUUGAGAGAAAAAUUAGGUUUCAAUAUUAAGUUUGGAAAAAUUCAGUGCAGAAAUAUUUACCGCUUCAAAACUCAAGACUCACUUCCGGUAAAUCAAGACUGAAGCGAUCGAGCUUGCCUUAGAACUAGCCAAUAAGGUGUCACAUUUGAAGUCACAUGACACAGAUUGAAUAUUUCUGAGCGGAAAUUUUACACACUGAAUUUUAAAGCACAAAUUUUGCUCACAAAUUAGAAUCAAUGAAAUUGUCAGCAGAAUUUGACUUAAAAAAUCAGUGUACAGGAUCCAAACACAAACAAAUUCAGUUGCUAAAGUCAGUGUGCAUUGUUUUGCCAAAAAUGAACUGCUAAAAAUGAAUCGUAAAGAAACUGAGGUGCCAAAGUCAUGACUGUUUGAUCCCAAUGCAAAAACAUAGUUUGGUGCAAUGUACUUUUCAACAUGUUCUUACUUCCUGUUCAACCACACAGGCACACAAUAUUUGUGAAGUGAAUUAUAUUUAUAUAGCGCUUUUUCUCUAGUGACUCAAAGUGCUUUACAUAGUGAAACCCAAUAUCUAAGUUACAUUCAAACCAGUGUGGGUGGCACUGGGAGCAGGUCGGUAAAGUGUCUUGCCCAAGGACACAACGACAGUGAUGGCGGUAGCGGGAAUUGAACCUGCAACCCUCGAGUUGCUGGCACGGCCACUCUACCAACCGAGCUAAACCGCCCAAUUUAUUUUAAUUCUUCCCCAAUUAAUCAAUUCAUGGUAUUUUAAAAAUACCAUGAAUAGAUUAACGUGGAUCCCGACUUAAACAAGUUGAAAAACGUAUUCGAUGUUACCAUUUAGUGGUCAAUUGUACGGAAUAUGUACUGUACUGUGGAAUCUACUAAUAAAAGUUUCAAUCGAUCAAUCAGAGCUAAAAGGGUAUGCCAAAAACAAAAAAUACAUUGGCAGCAGUUUAGCCUUAUUUUCCUUAUUGAAUGUGUGCUGAUGGGGUGUUUGUAUUUUGGAAUAGUUUUCUAAAAUAUAUUUGCACAUAUUUGCUCCUUAUGAUGACAAACAUGCUCAUUGACAUUAAGGCAAUCAUCACACACUAUUGUUUGUUGGCUGUAUGGAUUCAGAUUUUUAAAAACAUUGUUUUUUGAGAGAUUGACUGUCAAUUCUGGCUAUACUGUACUGUUGUAUGUACUAUUGUAAUACUACUGCUGUAGGACAAAAAGGACAUAAUACCGGACAUUUUUAAAACCUGUGACUUUUGUCAAUUAUUAAUGGGAAUCCACUCAGUGCCUAUUUAGCAUUGAUUUAAGGUCAUGUAAGAUUUAUGUUUUUGUCCCAAUAAAAAUAUCAAUACAAAGUGCUUUUAAAAUUUCAA
Messenger RNA from Nerophis ophidion (straightnose pipefish), 3903 nucleotides. Its product is annotated as glucose-6-phosphate exchanger SLC37A4-like. Gene Ontology annotation, molecular function: glucose 6-phosphate:phosphate antiporter activity. Gene Ontology annotation, cellular component: endoplasmic reticulum membrane. The transcript is spliced from 10 exons. Bases 390 to 1739 code for a protein of 449 amino acids. The record is from RefSeq and is a predicted model, not a curated record. Gene Ontology annotation, biological process: phosphate ion transmembrane transport; glucose-6-phosphate transport. NCBI's taxonomy places the organism in Eukaryota, Metazoa, Chordata, Actinopteri, Syngnathiformes, Syngnathidae.